Molecule: messenger RNA, 4308 nt
Organism: Paramormyrops kingsleyae
Lineage: Eukaryota; Metazoa; Chordata; Actinopteri; Osteoglossiformes; Mormyridae
Product: protein Hook homolog 2-like
Biological process (GO): cytoplasmic microtubule organization; cytoskeleton-dependent intracellular transport
Cellular component (GO): cytoplasm; centrosome
Molecular function (GO): microtubule binding; dynein light intermediate chain binding
Source: RefSeq, a predicted model, not a curated record
CUGUAUGAAUCUACGCGUAUCGCUAUUUCAUGCUAUUUGGUACACUGGCGCCGUUAAUUUCAAAUACAGUUUAAGUUAGCGAACGUUACCUAGCAUAUGUAUUAAACAGGGAAUCGAGCUUCAAAUUCGGACCCCGCAUUAAAAAAGACAAGGACUAUUUGCAAUUCCGUAGGCUUAUGCAAUAUCAUUUAUCGCUAUAGCUAUCCGAAGGAAUACUUAUAGACAGGUUCAUCCGAGGAGCGACUCCAAGUUGCCUACAAGUGCGAUCCGGUAUAAAGCGCAGUCACUGCUUUGUUGCAGCCUCCAAAACUGUGCAGUCAUAGGUGGAAACGUCGCAUGGGGCGGAACAGAGCUGUUAAUAUUUAACACACGAAGACAUAAAACAUGCAGUUUCAUCUGAAAUAUAAACCAAGGAUUAAUGUCCGGCGAGCGUGAGAGGAAAACAGGAUAGUAGAGCUGUAUUUAGCUUCUCAAAUGGCGUCGCUGAAAUCUUGGUUAACCAUCGAAGUUUUCAGAGGUUUAAUGAUAGUUUCCGAUCUUCUCAAAAUGAAUUAAAUUAUAAAGAGAUUCGAUUAUUUUGUAGCAGCUUCAGACCUUUCAGGUUCCCAGCUGCACCAGUAUGCAGGACCUGACCAGUGGUGUGGCCAUCGCACACGUGCUGCAUAAGAUAGACCUAUUCUGGUUCAACGAGGCCUGGCUUGGCAGGAUCAAAGAGGAAAGUGCCACAAACUGGCGUCUAAAGGUUAGCAACUUGAAGAAGAUUCUUCAGAGUAUACUGGAGUAUUACCAUGAUGUGCUAGGGCAUCCUAUCUCAGACAACCACCUGCCAGAUGUCGUCCUGAUUGGUGAAAUGGGAAAUGUGACUGAACUGGGCAAACUGGUGCAACUGGUGCUGGGAUGUGCAGUCAGCUGUGAGAAAAAGCAAGAACACAUUCAGCAGAUCAUGACCCUAAAGGAGUCGGUCCAGCAUGUGGUCAUGACAGCCAUCCAGGAACUUCUAACCAAAGACGCGUCGGAACCAGGAAGCCCUGAAAGGUUCCCGGACUUUGACUACCAGUCCAGAAAGUACUAUUUCCUUAGUGAGGAGGCUGAGGAUGACUUGAACCAGCGCUGCCGUGACCUGGAGCAUCAGCUGUCGGUGGUCCUGGAGGAGAAGACGGUGCUGCAGGCGGAAGCGCGGUCGAUGAGGGAGCAGCUCAGCCACAGUGCCCCCCUGUACGGCCCUGACGAGCCCAACAGCGUCAGCGGCAGGAAGGUGCUGCUGCUUCAGAGUCAGAUGGAGCAGCUGCGAGAGGAGAAUUUCAGGCUGGAGAGUUCCCGCGAGGAGAUGCGAGCCCGCGGGGACCUGCUGGAACGUGAGCUGCAGGACCUGCAGCGCCGCAGUGAGGAGCUGGCCAGGCUGGCCCAGGAAGCACAAAGCCUGAAGGACGAGAUGGACGUCCUGAGGCACUCGUCGGACCGCGCCGGCCGGCUGGAGGCAUUGGUGGAGUCGUACCGGCGCAAGCUGGAGGACCUGGGCGACUUGCGCCGGCAGGUGCGGCUGCUGGAGGAGCGUAAUGCGGCAUACAUGCGGCGCACGUGUGAGCUGGAGGAGGAGCAGCGCCGGAGCGGCGCAGUUCGGGGGCAACUGGACGCCUGCAGGCUGCAGGUACAGGAGCUCCAGGCCAAGCACUCGGCCGAGGCCCUGAAGGCAGAGAAGUGGCAGUUUGAGUACAAGACCCUGCAGGACAAGUACGAGUCGCUGCUGAAGGAGAGGGAGCGCCUCGUCUCGGAGCGGGACGCCUUGAGGGAGACCAGCGAGGAGCUGCGAUGCUCCCAGAUGCAGCAGACCUGUCUCAGCCAAGCAGGUACGCCCCCGCCCCGCUCACUCGGCACAUGGAAUGCUGCCUCGGCCCAUUUGACUGAUAGCGCCAUCUGCUGGCCCGCAGGUGCCUCGCUCCGGGAGCCGGUGGGAAACCUGGCGGCAGAAAUGAUGCCCGCGGAGUUCAGGGAAACGCUGCUCCGGUUACAGGGGGAGAACAGGCAGCUGCGUGCCCAGGAGGAAGACUCCAGGCGACAGCUGCAGGAGCUGGGGGCCGUGCUGGGGGCAUCACGGAGCAGCCAGGGUGCCAUGGAGGAGCAGGACAGGCUGAACCAGCUGCGCAUCUCGGAGCUGCAUUCCCAGCUGCAGCAGCUGCAGACGGCCCUGCAGUCAGGGGACAGGCCGUCCCCGCAUUCGCCCUUGCUGAAGAACAGACUGUCAGAACCCCUGGAGAAGGUCCAUGACAUGCCCUCUGACCUUCAGAAGAAGGGGGAGUUUAUCGACAGGCUGGAGCCCCGGGUCGACGCCAGCGUGGUGAGGAAGAUCGACGAGCUACAGGAAAUGCUGAGGAGGAAGGAUGAGGAGGUGAAGCGCAUGGAGCGGCAGUACAGACGUGCGACGGAGACGGCUCAUGCGGUGACUGAGACGCGGAACCCCCAGCCCCCAGCCGUGACGGUCUCCCCCGAGCCGCGGGCGCACAACAGCCAGCUGCCCGGGAAGAACCAGAAGAUCCAGGGUGUCGAGCAUGACUUUCAGAAGGUCCGGCCCCAAUUCGACCAGGAGGAGCGGAUCCUUAUCAAUGCCUGGUACAACAUGGGAAUGGCUCUGCACCAGAAGGUGACCAGCGAACGGUCAGGUUCCACGGCUCAGGGUCAGUCCUUCCUGGCCCAGCAGAGGCAGUCUACCUACGGCAGGAGGGGUUUGACCUCCAGACUGCAGGCUCGGCUGGAGGGAGAGAAGCCGGGGAAAGUGUGAGAGGACAGGAGAAGAGAAGGUACGAGAAGGUGUAGAUCACUGCUGCCAGGAUCUCAAUUUGUGCACUUCUUUCUGAAACCAAUGUUUUCUAUUUUGUGGAAGACUUUGGCUGCCCCCUUGUGGAUCUAUCCUGGAAUUGCACCACUUGACUGUUACAGGCUCUCUCAGUGGUCAUGAACUCAAAAAGCAUGUGCCACACUGCCAAGAAUUUACCGGGACUGUACUCACUUCUUUAAAAUACAAAAAUGGGAGCAUGCUCCCUGCAUGUGUUCUUUGACGGCAACGCCGUCAGAUUUUAUAUAUGAUCAUUUUAAAAUGUUGAGCUUUGGACACUUUGGGAUUGUUACAUGUUGCUAUGGGAAGAUGUUUGUAUUGGUUUUGGAUCGUGGUUUUUUUUUUCCUACUACAAGUUUUGUCCGUUAUCUGUGAAGUAAUGGAGGUCUUUUGUAUGAUUGAGGAGCCGAGAGUGGGAAAUGUCUGUCUCUUUUAGCCUCUGGGCUGUGGUAAUGUAUUGUAAGUGAUUAUAUUAUAUAUAGGUAUGAUGGAGAGUAAUGUAGACUGCUUCUGACUAGGGUGGGGCAGGGGGAGUGGCUCUGAUGAUCAUGUGAUAAGUCAUUGCCUGGCUAUUGGCCACUGCUCCACCUCGAGGCAGCAGAGUCACUGCUUUUCACGUCAUUUGUUUUAAACUAUGUCUGUCGUUCUGUGUUCUGCUGUGACAGUUUAAAGUUUUUAUGUUAUUUUAAUUACCGUGGAAGUGUCUUGAAUGUUUGUUUGCAAUGAGUGGAGCUUAUUUUUCCAGUCAUUGAACUACUCUUCCCACUUAGUAUUGCCGGAUAAAGAACACUGAUUUACUUUAGUAAUUAGAUUUUUCGAAUCAAGUUUUACAGCUUUUCUAAGCAAUUCAGAUCCUGUGACCGCAACCCAGUACGUUUUGGUUCCAGCACCCUUUUCCUCUGGGUCUUAAAUGCACAAGGCCAAAAAGUGUGUGAUUGUGACUGGAGGCUUCUUGCUUUGAGGGAGUCAGAGUCAAAUACAGUGUAGAAUUUAUCGAUAUGUGAAGUAGCUUGUGUUGCCUAUGGAAGGUGCUGCCUGGCACUGGCUGCCUGGCACUGGCUGCCUGGCACUGGCUGCCUGGCACUGGCUGCCUGGCACUGGCUGCCUGGCACUGGCUGCCUGGCACUGGCUGCCUGCUGAUAUGAAUACGAUGGUGCUGUAUUGUAAUACGCAAUGCAAACUAAAAUGCCCUGUACCUCAUUUGCAUGGGACUGCAGUCCCUUUUAAACACUGGAUUUUAUUUUUUUGAAACAUUUAUGGUAUUUUGGAUGUUUGAUUUCUGUAUUAGUGACUGUCUGAAGACUGUCAUGAUGUUUGAACUGAGCUACCUAGUAUGUGUUCUUUUUCUAGAAAUUUGGAGCCUGGUUUAGUUAAUUUAUCACUUGAGCGCUAAAUGGAAGAGUUAGUGUAGAUAAGCUGUGUGCUGGAUGAGGCUUAGGGUUUGCACUAAAAUAAAUCAGGAUCCCUGACUGCCAAGA